This is a messenger RNA of Penicillium soppii, 429 nucleotides long. Its product is annotated as ankyrin repeat domain-containing protein. The coding region runs from base 1 to 429 and encodes 142 amino acids. The record is from RefSeq and is a predicted model, not a curated record. Lineage: Eukaryota; Fungi; Ascomycota; Eurotiomycetes; Eurotiales; Aspergillaceae. Gene Ontology annotation, molecular function: protein binding. The transcript has a single exon.
AUGAAACCCACCCCUGGCUGUUCAGACAUUGUCCCCGAGUUUGACCGUCUGAAAACCAUCAGGGCAAUUUAUCUCAAUGCAGAACUUGUGGCUUUUAUCGAAAAGGCUCACUCAUCGCUUCGGUCACGAGGACGUUUCAAGCAACGGGAUUGUCACAAGAGAUCUCUUCUUCAUUACGCUGCCAUGGGGAACUGUACAAAUCUCCUUUUAAAUCUCCUGCAAAGCAAGUCAAAUGUUGAUUCUCGUGACCAGUGGGGGCGGAAAUCACUCUCCUGGGCUGCUGAGUACGGCUCAUUGGCUGUUGCGAAAAUUCUACUGGAGCAAGGAGCAAACGUCAAUGCAUUGGAUUAUGAGGGCGGCUCACCGUUGACAUGGCUGAUUCACGCCGGCAACCCUAAAACGACAAGCCUAGCGGCUACUGAGACUUAA